UCGAGGUAGGUUGUAUCAAUCACGUGUUUCCAUCAUGGCAGAAUUGCGCACAAACACUAGCACGAAAAAGCGAACUAUCGGUCUUAUACUGGCUCGAGGAGGUUCGAAAGGAAUCAAGCUGAAGAACAUCAAACUUCUGGCUGGACGACCUCUCCUCUACUGGACGUUUCACGCCCUCCGAGAUUCCGGAGUCGUUGAUGAUAUUUGGGUGUCUACUGAUCAUGAUGAGAUCGAUCGUGUGGCACGAGAGGCUGGAGCUCUUAUUCAUCGACGUGGUGCCGAAGUGUCAAAAGACAGUAGCACAUCAGUGCAGGCAAUACUUGAAUUUUUGGAGAUCCAGAAACCAAACUGCGAUAUUAUUGUUCUUGCUCAAAUAACUUGCCCGUGUAUUAAACCGACUCACUUCCAAGAAAUAAUGAAGAUGUAUGAAAGUGGCAACUACGACUCAAUAUUUAGUGUUGUUCGUCUCCGUUUAUUUCGCUGGCAGGAAGACACUGCUGCAGGAGGCACUGUAUUGCCACUCAACGUUGAUCCAUACAAUCGACCUCAACGGAAACGAUGGAACGGCGAGUUGUAUGAAAAUGGAGCUGUUUACGUCACUCGCAAAGAUCUUCUCGAGAAUCAUGGCAUACUACAAGGAGGCAAGGUUGGAUGCUACGAAAUGGAGUCACACUUGUUUGUGGACAUUGAUGUUCCCGAUGAUUGGCCAAUUGCUGAGGAUCGAGUACGUAAAUAUGGCUACAACCCGAAAACAGCAGAUCAAAAAAUUGUUAUCAAGCUGCUUGUUAGUGAUGCUGAUGGUACGCUGACUAAUGGUCAAGCGUAUGUUUCUAGUACUAGACGCGAAAGUCGCUCGUAUAGUAGUGUGGACUUGACUGCUGUUAGGAAAAUUAAGCAGUUGGGCGUGGAUGUGCGUAUCGUGACCGCCAGCAAAGCAGGUGCUCACGUGCAUUGGGCAAAGCAGGCGGAUUGUACUAUUGCUACAGGAACGACUGACAAGCUGGCUAAAGUUGAUGAAUGGAGGAAGGAGAUGGGCUUGGAAUGGUCACAGGUGGCCUACAUUGGAGAUGAUUUUUUUGAUUUGGAAUGCAUUAAAAAGGCAGGAGUAAGUGGUGCUCCAGCCAAUGCAUCUCGAGAAAUCCAGCAACAUGCUGAUUACAUCACCUCAUCUACUGGUGGCAAUGGUGCAGUAAGGGACUUUUGCAAGUAUCUAAUGGAAACUUGCUGCUCUCAACAGAGUCAGUGACUAACCAUUAAAAACGAGAAAGACAUAUGAUUGAAGUUGUAGCAAGACAACGUAGAUAUGUCAUUCAUUUGAGCAACUAGUACAGUGUACUUUUUAUUCAAUGGAACCAAGGGUCAAAUAGUACAUACUAUAAUUACAUGUGAAGUACAGUAUGCAGACUAUGCAUGGUAAUCAUGUAGGUCAGUGAUGUUGUCUGCGCACAUGCACACGCACACGCACACACACACACACACACACACACACACACACACACACACACACACACACACACACACACUAUACGCAGUAUCAUUCAUCAUGGCAGAAUUGAGCACAACCAGUAGGACAAAGAGUCUUGAUACAAGCUGUUCAACCAAUAAUAUUUCUACUUCUUUUGUCAUAGAGUUUUAUUUAUCUAGGUUUAGGAUGGAAUGCAUGAAAGGUUUUGAUAAGUUCACUUACAUAGCUAUAGGUCAACAGGUAGAGUUCUGCAUCAUAUUUUUAUAUGGCAACAACAAUGAUGUGGUGUAACUUACCUGUACGUGCGGGUCAUCAUUUGAGAAGUUAAUGGUGCCACAAUGCAGGUAAAUAGGCAUUGUCA
This is a messenger RNA of Corticium candelabrum, 1826 nucleotides long. Its product is annotated as N-acylneuraminate cytidylyltransferase-like. The transcript has 3 exons. Bases 35 to 1246 code for a protein of 403 amino acids. The record is from RefSeq and is a predicted model, not a curated record. Gene Ontology annotation, molecular function: N-acylneuraminate cytidylyltransferase activity; hydrolase activity, acting on ester bonds. Lineage: Eukaryota; Metazoa; Porifera; Homoscleromorpha; Homosclerophorida; Plakinidae.